AUGUCGUUUGGCUUUGGGGCAUAUUUACCUUUCAACAAACAAUGGCUAAGCGGUAAUAUUCCCUGGGUUCGAAAAGUCUACACAAGUACGGAAUUCGUCAGUACCGUAGUGGGAUCGCCUGCAGUGUUUACACCCUCACCCACUGCUCCUAUGCAACCCGGCCCAUCAUCGACAGCAGUCCCACUCACGACGAUGACCUCUCCUCUUGUUCCUCCGCACACACCAACCAAUGCAGGAACCCCAGGGCCGGGUCCAUCUCAAGCAUCGCCUGUCAAUUCUCAUAUAUCAUCCUCGCAUUCAACAAUUGAGGAAACAGAUGACCACGAUCCUACACCACCACUUUCCGUUGAUAAGGUCUCAUCGCCUACGGCGACACCCAAACUGGCCUCUCCAAAUGUUACGAAAGCAUUGGUUCAGGGAAAGGAUGACAUAUCGAGCGUGAAUUAUCCACCGGGUGUGCAUAGCCCCGUGGUUGAGGAUACCCUAAGCGACAUAGAUGAAGUCAUAACCGAGAUUUCCGGUUCCAGAGAAAGUAGAACGAGCCAAGUGAUGAAGGAUCACAAUCGACGUCACAGCAGUGUAUCGAAUACCCACCCGUCAUUCACACCAAUAGGACAGGUUGUUCAGGAUUCGUCCUCGGAGUAUUCAAAGCAUGAAAACGAAUCCGGCUCUGAAAUUGAGGAUGAUGACCCAGAAGGUGCUAAUCUGCCCGACAGCGGAGAAGUGUUUUAUACGGCGGAACAGAUCAAGGCUUGGACGCCUACGGAGGUCGCUCAAUACCUGGAAAGUCGCAACAUUCCCUUCGCUUCUUGUCAAAAGUUCGAGGAACAGGAAGUCAACGGGUCAAUUUUGCUACAACUAGAGAUGCCGCAUCUCAAGGAAUUGGAGCUGGGAAGUUUUGGGAAGAGGUUUGAGAUUUGGAAGGAGAUUGAGAAUUUGGUGAAGAGGUCUAAGAGGCCGCCUCCAAAGACAAAACCGAGAAGUGGAAGUGAUGCACGGUUAUCCGCGGUGGGUAUAUCUCAGACAAGCCCUCGUCAAAGAAGCAGCACAAUUGGAGGGGGGCCGGUGCUACCGAUGAUUCCCAGUCAUCAUAACCGGCCAGUCUCAAAGCAGCAUCAUAUCAAUACUCACGAAGCGAAUAUCCUAGACCCUAGAAAUCAUGGUUACGCGCCUCUCCAUACCCCAAUGACAGCAACCACUACGGCCUCGGGCACGGGCGCCAACACCCCGCCCGGUGUCUUUGAGGCACCCCGCUCGCCGCCGAUUUCACCUCGACGAUCGGGCACUACCUCGCAUCAUUGUCGCACCGUUUCCGGAAGGCGACUUUCUGCACACGAACUCUCACCAACAGCUUUAAACGUUGCUUUAUCCGCUUCGACGGCAAUUCUUACAGCCGGGAUGGAUGGAAAGGGGCACCAAAGAAUUUCAUCUUUUGAUCGGAACUGGUCAAGUUCUGCACUGACUCAAACUCUACCUCCUACGGGGGAUGACAUUGGAGAAUUCGGGCACAAGACGAGUGCAAGCGUUGGAACAGGGGAUACGGGUUUUACUGGUGAUAGUGGGUUCUCGGGAUCGCAGCCCCAAACUCCAAAAGUGACGGAGCGUAGCUACUUUUCUAGUGGAGAAUCUACCCCCAGAGAACGCAAAUUGUUGCAAAAAAAGAAUGGGGGUAAUCAUGCCAGGAAAGCUAGCUACACUGAAGAACAAAGGCUGAGAAGUGGUACAGCUCAUGCUAGACAGUCUAGGGUCGGUAGCGCGGAAACCCCCGGAAAACCUGCACCCGUGUGUACGGCGGCUCAGGUCUAUCACAUUCGUGGCAACAGCAAGGAAAAACAAAAUAAACGGAAAAGCACUUCGCUGAGUGGGCCUCCGGAAGGAUUUCCCUAUGAUUCGCCAGGCCUCUCCCCGUCCCUGUCAGGAAGGGUACCCCCUCGUGGGACAACGGAUGAUCCCAUCAUUGCGAACACGAGCAUCCUUACCCCUGUUGUUCCUACCCGUUCUGUAUCGGAAACCCUCAAGAAAGCGGAUUCCGGAUUGGGUUCCGGCGAUGGGUCUACCCCCUCGCUCACCCCAACCCUCGAGUCGGAUACGGUGGCAGGGCCCCCGGAGAGGCCCCCGAAGGCAGACCGAACCCGGUCAACCCCGGGCCGCCGCAUCCGUGGUGUUUCCUCUGGGACCGCGCUUCGCCAGAAAUCGAAGAAGCACCACACAAGCGCGUGGGAGAAAGGGUUACGUGAGAUCACGCCGCAGGAAGCCGCCGAAACAGCUGAUUUUAGUGGGUGGAUGAAGAAACGCGGCUCAAGUGGGCUUGGUGUUUGGAAGCCCCGGUUUUUUGUGCUUCAGGGUCGGCGGUUGGCAUAUUUUUAUGCGGACACUGAUACCAAGGAGCGUGGAUUGAUUGACAUUACAUCCCACAGAGUCCUCUCGGCUACGGACGACAGAUUUGUUAGCCUGCACGCUCAGUUUGCCGCCGUUACGAGCCCCAGCGCCAGCCCGCACGCCCCGUCCAGUGCUUCCCCGACAAUGCAAAGCGCUACAUCACUCAACGGGGAAAAGUCACCAACAUCACCGAACCUCCCGCCGCCGCCGCCGCCGCCGCCGGAGAAGAGGGAAAAGGGCGCCGACAAAGACAGGGGCAAAGAGAAGGAAGAGAAGGAGAGAGGCUGGUUCACAUUCAAACUUGUCCCCCCGGCCCCCGGUGCAUCCAAGGGGGUGACGUUUACACCCCCGAGACUGCACUACUUUGCCACCGACACCAGAGAAGAAGGCAAGAAAUGGAUGGGCGCGAUAAUGAAAGCCACAAUCGACCGCGACGAGUCAAAGCCCAUUGUCAGCAGUUACAACGCAAGGACCAUAUCCCUGGCCAAAGCACGCCAGCUCAAGUCCCGGCCACCAGAGUUGGCGAUAAGAGAUGAUGGCAACGGCAUGGACUUUGGCCUCGAUCGUAACGGCCGUCCGGAAAGUUCAACUUCUGGCCUUGCUAUCACAGGAAUAGAAUUCGGUGACGGAGGCGAGGAGGCUGAUGUUGAGGAUGGCCGUGACGGGAGCGUGGAAACUGCGGGGAACGGUGAGGCGGAGAGUAGUCAUGACGGUGGGGAUGAGAGGGAGAGGGAGGAGAGCUUGAAGAGUGGCCGGGAGAGCGGAGGGGUCGAGGUUGUGCUUGGGGAGACGGAGACGGAGGAGGAGAGGGGGCGGAAGGAGUUGUUGAGUUUGGUGGGUGACAUUGGGAUUAUU
Messenger RNA from Tuber aestivum (summer truffle), 3234 nucleotides. The record is from the annotation of a GenBank genome assembly. Lineage: Eukaryota; Fungi; Ascomycota; Pezizomycetes; Pezizales; Tuberaceae.